UCCCUAAUAAAUAAAUGCAACUUUAAAGUUUUUGAACAUGCAUGAAUAAUAUCAUAUGGUAUAAAGAAACCAUCUUUGAAGAAGAAAGUUCCUUCUACACCUCCUUUUCAAUAAUAUGCAUGCAAAUGCAAUAGAAAGAAGAAAGUUCUUUAAUUCUUUUUGGAUAUUGCAAUAGUGAAUCUUGAUUUCCCAUUACUUUAGUGAUAAUCACCCCUUUUUGUCCAUCUAUAUAUUGAUGAAAAUGGCAUACCUUGUAAUCCGAUGAACCACCACCACCUUUGCCAUGGCCACAAACAAUUCUAAAGCUGUCAUCAACGUGCCACCUCAAAAGACAAAUCCUUCACCAAGGAAAAGCUCAAAGGGAUCCCACGAAAGAGAUACUGCUCUUGCACAGCUUAAUACCGACAAGAAGUCUGCUUUUAUCAAGGCUUGGGAAGAGAGUGAAAAAAGCAGAGUGGAUAACAAGGCACAAAAGAAGCUCUCUAAGGUUGCAGCAUGGGAGAACAGCAAGAAAGCACAUCUUGAUGCUAAACUGAAAAAACUUGAGGAAAGAUUAGAGCAAAAGAAAGCAGAAUAUGCAGAAAAGAUGAAAAAUAAAGCAGCUUUAAUACACAAGGAGGCAGAGGAAAAGAAAGCCAUGGUUGAAGCUAAACGAGGGGAACAAAUUCUUAAAACGGAGGAAAUGGCCGCCAAAUAUCGCGCCACAGGACAAACUCCUAAGAAAUUACUUGGAUGCGUUGGAUGAUAAAAGCUUUUUCCCUUGUAUAUUUUCAUACUUCUUGUUGUUUAGUGUGUGUUCUUUUACGCGUCCAGUUUUGUUGUAGUGCUUCCGUAUCUGUAUAGGAACUUACUUAUCUGCUUAGGAAAAGCAUUCUUGUGUUCCGGAGAACUCAAUGUCAAUGAUAAUAAUUCCACUUCAGAAGUUUUCACAAAAACUCAAUGCAUCGGAGGGGAACCUCUGAAAGUUUAGUAGUCAAUAAUUUGUGGGACGUCAACAAUAAUUCCAUUUGUCAGGCAGUCAGAAAAAGCAGCAUUAACUAGCAAAUGAGUUAACAAAGUUUCUCCCAAUAUUUAGCUAUGCAAAAGAUGUAACCACAAAAUAUAAGCUUCAGAAACAUGCCAGUAGACCUAAAUUUGCCUGACAUGUCUGGCUUACAUACCACUCAAGAUGGCUCUAUUACUAUAGCAUCAAUACAUAGUGCAGUCAAAUUACAAACCUCUUCUGCUACUAAAACACAGAAUUUUUCCACAAUUCAGGCUUUCGUGAUCACCAUAUUUAGAGAAAGCCAACUUCAUGUUCUGCUGAUGAGCAGUUCAAGGAACUUUCACUUAAAAA
Lycium ferocissimum is the source of this 1336-nucleotide messenger RNA. Its product is annotated as remorin-like. The coding region runs from base 284 to 745 and encodes 153 amino acids. NCBI's taxonomy places the organism in Eukaryota, Viridiplantae, Streptophyta, Magnoliopsida, Solanales, Solanaceae. The transcript has 5 exons. The record is from RefSeq and is a predicted model, not a curated record.